AUGCCCUGGGAAGGAGCAGCAAAACCUUCUGUCAAGCUCCCCUUCCUCUCCUGUGCUCCAACUACUCUCCAGCUAAGGGUGUCCUGGUGCACACCAGCGUUGCAGCCCUGGCUGCGCACACCUGUGUGCAGGGAUGUGAGGAGCCUUGCCCACCUCAGGAAGAGAGUGCCACGUCCUGGUCACCUCUCCUCAGAGCCACCCCUCCCCACUGGUGUGACAUUGCACGGCAUGGCCAGUGGCUGGGGCCUGAGGGCAGGGCCAUGGACAUCCUCCCAGGCACCUUGGAAUGCAUCCUUUGGGGGAGCAGGAUCCGGGAGCGGGCCCCUGUCCGGGCCCUGGUACAGCACACACAAGACUCAGCUGUUUGGAGUUUUACUUGCUGCUGCUUCAAAUUUUCUCAUCAGUGUCUCCUUGAAUAUACAGAAAUGCGCUCACCUGCGGCUGGCUUGCCGGGCAGAGCCGGAGCUGUGCUACAGGAGCAAGCUGUGGUGCUGUGGCAUUGCCCUCCUGGGGCUGGCAGAGCUGGGCACUUUCUCAGCCUAUGCCCUCGCCCCCAUCGCUCUGGUGGCUCCACUGGGAUCUGUUUCUGUCAUAGGUAGUGCAUUUAUUUCUGUCUUUUUCCUAAAGAAGACCAUGAGGACUGCUGAUAUAUUGGGAGGAACGCUGACAAUAACAGGGAUAUACUUGUUGGUCACAUUUGCUCCAAGUGUACCUCAAGAGCUCACAGCAAGACAAGUGCAGAAUUACUUAGUGAGCUGGCCUUUUUUGGUAUAUUCAAUUUUAGAAAUUCUAAUAUUCUGCAUUCUCCUCUAUUUUUACAAAAGAAAGGCUGUGAAACACAUCAUGGUUUUGCUAAUGAUGGUAGCUCUACUGGCAUCCAUGACUGUCAUUGCUGUUAAGGCUGUGUCCAGCAUGAUAGCACUUUCUGUGAAGGGGAAAAUGCAGCUAACUUACUCCAUUUUCUAUAUCAUGAGUAUUUUAAUGGCAACGUCUUGUGCUUUCCAAGUCAAGUUCUUGAAUCAAGCAAUGCAUCUGUAUGAAGCAACAGCAGUUGUCCCCAUUAAUUUUGUGUUCUUCACCACCAGUGCCAUCAUUUCAGGGGUCAUAUUUUAUCGGGAAUUCCAAAGUGCAGCUUUACCGAGCGUGUUCAUGUUUCUGUUCGGGUGUCUCCUGUCUUUCCUUGGUGUGAUUAUAAUUGCAAGAAAUAAAAAAGAGGAGCAUUUACAAAUCCCUUUUAUUGACUGUGGACAUAUUCCUGGAGAAAAUCUGACAGGCAAAAUACAACCAGAUUCUCAUUGUUCAUGCUAUGGCACACUGAAUAAGGAAGAUGACUUGGUGAAAAGGCAAAGCUGAAAGAAGAAAGCACUUUACAUGCCAGUUAACAGGAGGAACACCACUGGAACAAGAAUCAGUAGCACCUUUUUAUUGAACAUAUUCAAGUAUACAUUGAACUCCUGUAUGUUGAUGAGACAUAGUAUUAUUUAAUCCUAAUUAAUUUAUCCCAUGAUUGUAUCAAAUGUAUCCUAAAGAUAAAGGAAGCCUUAACAAAAACCAAAUCACCAUUAAUGAAAUGGAAUAUUCUUCUAGUAUCAAUGCCUCUUGAGGACAUUUUUAGAGUAUUAAUUGCUUUUAAACGCAAUGAGCACAGAACAGGAUUAUAAAAAUUCCCCUUUGGAACUCCUCAGAUCUGUGUAAAUGUUUAAAGAUAAAUGUGAGAAAUUAGAAUUUUUGUAAGUGAUUUCAAAGUAUUCUGCUAUAUAUAUAAUCCCUUUUAAAUCCUUUCAUUCCUCUUCAGGAGUCAAAACUGUAAGUAUAUAUGAAGUAUAAACAAAU
Molecule: messenger RNA, 1833 nt
Organism: Melozone crissalis (California towhee)
Lineage: Eukaryota; Metazoa; Chordata; Aves; Passeriformes; Passerellidae
Gene: NIPAL2
Product: NIPA like domain containing 2
Biological process (GO): magnesium ion transport
Cellular component (GO): membrane
Molecular function (GO): magnesium ion transmembrane transporter activity
Source: RefSeq, a predicted model, not a curated record